Ambispora gerdemannii is the source of this 683-nucleotide messenger RNA. The record is from the annotation of a GenBank genome assembly. NCBI's taxonomy places the organism in Eukaryota, Fungi, Glomeromycota, Glomeromycetes, Archaeosporales, Ambisporaceae.
GUGAUGGAAUCGGCUGGCCUUCUAUGAGUGGAAUUCGAGAAUUUUGCCGAUCUCUCGAAGCAAAGAUGAAUUAUGAGUCAAAGACUCUGGGCUCUGUCCAUUCCAUUCUUCGAACUUAUGGGAGUUUUCACAUGUGCUCUAAAGUAUAUAAACCACCUAGCAAGACAGACAUUCAUUCACAGUACUUGUAUGUGGACAUAUACAUCAUCGCACUUGUAUCGAAAAGCAUAUCAUAUGCACUGCAGGAUAAGUUGGAAGGUCUGUUGCGAGAAUUAUCCACACCUGUCAAAGCUCGUCUCUACCAAAAAGCAACCAAAGCGGAAAAACGCGUGACUUUUGCCUAUCAAGAGGAGAUCCGGUGUUGGUUUCGUUUCUCUGAAAAGUUCGAACAAAAUUUCAAAAGACAUUAUGGAUGGAUUAACGAUCAACAAGCUAGGACCUGUGUGUAUGAUGAAGUCGCAAAACAUCUUCCUGGUUUCACAAGAGAAAGCUUGCGUAAGAAAACUGCGGAGACGCGAAAUAUUUAUAUGUUAUUCGGAUUGUGUCGUGAUCCUACUACUCUGGAGAUAGUCAGGGGAAUCGGAAUGGAAAAAAUCAAGCGGGUUAAGACAAAUAGCGCAGACUACAUAUCGAAACUCACUAAUACACAAAUUCGAAAUAUUAUUGACACUUUCGCUAACUAA